GAAGAGAGAGAGAAAAACAAAAGAGAGAGAUAAACGACGAGGGACGAAGUCUCUGCGAAACAACAACAACUUAAGUUUUGACCUUCUCAGCUUAUAAUCAUCAUUCAAAUUUCAAACCCAAACACGCCCUUAAAUUCAUUUCCGUUUCUUCAUUCUUCUCCAAAACCCUCUUUUCUCUCAAAUCAAAUACAAAUACAAGAAUUUAUUUAUACCCAUUUUACCCUUGGAAAAUUCUCAGAUCCAAAUUCCAAACCCAGAUCUCUUCUAAACCAUGGGAAAUUGCUGCGCUACCCCUGCUGUAGCAGGCGAAGAAAUAACGAACAAAAAGAACAAGAAGGGUAAAAAGGAAAAUCCAUUCGCAACCGAUUAUGCAUACAACAACAACACCACAUCAAAACUAACCGUUUUAAAAGAUCCAACAGGUAACGAAAUCGAAACUCGUUACGAACUCGGUCGUGAACUCGGUAGAGGUGAAUUCGGUGUAACGUAUCUUUGCACAGACAAAGAAACAAGAGAAGAACUUGCGUGUAAGUCGAUAUCGAAGAAGAAGCUUAGAACAGCGAUUGAUAUUGAAGAUGUUAGAAGAGAAGUUGAAAUAAUGAGACACAUGCCAAAGCAUAAUAAUAUUGUUACGUUGAAAGAUACUUAUGAAGAUGAUAAUGCUGUUCAUCUUGUUAUGGAGCUUUGUGAAGGUGGUGAGCUUUUUGAUCGGAUUGUUGCUAGAGGACAUUAUACUGAACGUGCUGCUGCUGCUGUUACCAAAACUAUUGUCGAAGUUGUUCAGAUGUGCCACAAACAUGGUGUGAUGCAUAGGGAUCUCAAGCCUGAGAACUUUUUGUUUGCAAAUAAGAAGGAAACAGCGGCAUUGAAAGCUAUAGAUUUUGGAUUGUCGGUGUUCUUUAAACCAGGGGAGAGAUUUAAUGAGAUAGUUGGAAGUCCAUAUUACAUGGCUCCUGAGGUCUUGAAGAGAAAUUAUGGCCCAGAAGUUGACAUCUGGAGUGCUGGAGUUAUUCUAUACAUCUUACUUUGCGGUGUUCCUCCAUUUUGGGCAGAAACUGAGCAAGGAGUUGCACAAGCAAUCAUACGAUCUGUUGUUGAUUUCAAAAGGGAUCCGUGGCCAAAAGUUUCCGAUAAUGCAAAAGACCUUGUAAAGAAGAUGCUAAAUCCUGACCCAAAGCGGCGACUUACUGCACAAGAAGUGUUAGAUCAUCCAUGGUUAAUAAAUGCAAAGAAAGCUCCCAAUGUUUCGUUAGGAGAAACAGUUAGAGCAAGGCUAAAGCAGUUUUCCGUAAUGAACAAGCUUAAGAAAAGAGCUUUGAGGGUUAUUGCAGAGCAUUUGUCAGUAGAAGAAGCUGCCGGACUAAAAGAAGGAUUCAAUCUUAUGGAUACAACCAACAGAGGCAAGAUCAACAUUGAUGAACUACGAACAGGGUUGCAUAAACUAGGCCAUCAAGUUCCCGAUUCUGAUCUCCAAAUUCUUAUGGAAGCUGGUGAUAUAGACAGGGAUGGAUACCUAGAUUAUGGGGAGUAUGUAGCCAUUUCUGUUCAUCUGAGAAAGAUGGGAAAUGAUGAGCACCUUCACAAAGCCUUUGAUUUUUUUGAUCAAAACCAAACUGGGUAUAUUGAGAUUGAGGAGUUGCGCAAUGCCUUAUCCGAUGAAAUCGAAACAAAUAGUGAAGAAGUCAUUAGUGCAAUUAUGCAUGAUGUGGACACAGAUAAGGAUGGAAAGAUAAGUUAUGAGGAAUUCGCGAAUAUGAUGAAGGCCGGCACAGAUUGGAGAAAGGCAUCAAGGCAGUAUUCGCGAGAGAGGUUUAACAGUCUGAGCUUGAAAUUGAUGAAGGACGGAUCAUUGCAAUUAAACAAUGAUAGAUGAUGACUUUCUUUAGAAAAAUGCCAAAAUUUACCUUUGGAAAAAAGAAAACAUGAUAAAGAAGUCUAUUAUUUUUUAUUUUUAACCUUCUCUUCAUUGUAAUUCUUUAUCCAACACCACCCCAUUUAUGGGUGAAGAAAAAAAAGGAUGUUGGCCCCAGCAGUGUUACUAUGUUGUUUGUAUUGUAUGUGUUUUGUAAUUUUUUCUGGGUUUGUUGAGGUUGUGAUAGGGAGACAAGGAGAGGGUGAAAGAGAGACUGGACAAGUCUCUUCAUUUCUGGUUGUAAAUAUUUCUAAAUUAUCACGCUUUAUAUUGACGUCGCAUAAUUAGGCAAA
Molecule: messenger RNA, 2205 nt
Organism: Medicago truncatula (barrel medic)
Lineage: Eukaryota; Viridiplantae; Streptophyta; Magnoliopsida; Fabales; Fabaceae
Product: calcium-dependent protein kinase 32
Exons: 8
Coding region: 272-1873 (533 amino acids)
Biological process (GO): protein phosphorylation
Molecular function (GO): calcium ion binding; ATP binding; protein kinase activity
Source: RefSeq, a predicted model, not a curated record